AUGAAAUUAAAUGAAGUAAUGGACGACUUAUCUGGUAGAUUUCUUAUGUACUUGCCGCUUUCUGAAGUGAAGAACACGGAAAGGCUCUUUUUCCAGGUGGAGGAAGCGCACUGGUUCUACGAAGACUACUACCGAAGAAAAUUCAAUCUUCCCUAUUUAAAUCUAAGAGAGUUCACGCUUCGUCUUAUAAAACACAGCGACUUUGCAAAGAAUCUUACCGGGAUUGACGAAGACUUCAAGAAGUUCCUGAAGUACAAAAAGAUAGUGCCGGUGUUUGGCGCUCUGAUAUUCAACUCGUCCAUGAGCAAAGUGCUUCUGGUCCGAGGAUUUGGGCCCAAAAAGUCGUUCACCUUCCCAAGAGGAAAAAUAUGCAAAUCAGAGAGCAAUGUAGACUGCGCGAUCAGAGAAGUGUACGAAGAGGUGGGGUACGACAUAAGAAACAAGCUGAUCUACAACAUGUUCAUGGAAACAGGAUCGAAGAGCAAAGAGUCAAAGCUUUAUGCAGUGCUGAACGUAUCCGAGCAAACAGCGUUUAAAACAAAGACAAGAAACGAAAUAAAAGAGAUCAAAUGGGUUUCCAUAGAGUUCCUUGAAAAAACGCCAGACGAAGCGUUUUCCUACGUAAAGACGUACGUAAAGGAGAUAAAAAAUCUCGUAAAAAGAAUCGAGAAAGACAAGCCUAGACUCAACAUGAAAAGAAUUAAAAAGGCAUUUUCAAUAGAGUAA
Messenger RNA from Nematocida minor, 726 nucleotides. RefSeq names its product mRNA-decapping enzyme subunit 2. The record is from RefSeq and is a predicted model, not a curated record. Gene Ontology annotation, molecular function: hydrolase activity; RNA binding; manganese ion binding. The transcript has a single exon. Gene Ontology annotation, biological process: deadenylation-dependent decapping of nuclear-transcribed mRNA. The coding region runs from base 1 to 726 and encodes 241 amino acids. Gene Ontology annotation, cellular component: cytoplasm. Lineage: Eukaryota; Fungi; Microsporidia.